GUACAUUCAUAUCAUUUUUCUUCUGGCCCCCAUGGAGGAAGUGAGAAAGUUGGCACGGUCACCCAGGACUCCGAAGAGCCGGUCAACCGGUGAUAGAUGGACACGGCGAGGAUGAAUUCCUUCCUCGAUUAUCCGCCCAUCCUCAACGGCGAGUCCGCCACUUGCUCACCCCGGGCUUACCACCACCACCACCGCCACCACCACCACCCCGACCAUGGGAUUACCACAACCACGUUCCAGUCCUGCGCUGUCAGUGCCAACAACUGCAACGGGGACGACCGCUUCCUCGUGGGCAGGGGGGUCCAGAUCAGCCCCCAUCCCCACCACCAGACUGCUACCUACCAGCACCACCCCAACCUGGGGAUGUCCUACGCCCACCCGAGCUGUGGGCCCACCUACGGCGUGCAGAACUUCGGCGCGGGGGGCUACAGCCACUACCCACUCGCUCAAGAGGCAGAGAUUAAUGGGGGCUUCCCCCAGUGCGCUCCUGCGCUCUACUCCGGAAACGUCUCGUCGUCCGUGGUUCAGCAGCCCCAGGUUUAUGCUGGGGGCCCCGUGGGCUCUGCUCAGUACAUCCACCCCUCUUAUGGCGACGAGCAACAGAGCCUAACCCUAACCAAUUACAGCCACCCCCUGUCUCCACUUCAUUCGAACCACCAGGAAGGCUGCGGUUCCCCUUCGUCGGAGACUUCUCCUCCCGCCCAGACUUUCGACUGGAUGAAAGUGAAGAGGAACCCUCCCAAAACAGGGAAAGCUGGCGAGUACGGUUAUGUUGGCCAGCCCAACACGGUCCGGACCAACUUCACCACCAAACAGCUGACGGAGCUGGAGAAGGAAUUCCACUUCAACAAAUACUUAACCCGGGCUCGCAGGGUGGAGAUCGCCGCCUCGCUUCAGCUGAACGAGACUCAGGUCAAGAUCUGGUUCCAGAACCGCAGGAUGAAGCAGAAGAAGCGAGAGAAAGAGGGCUUGCUCCCCAUUUCUCCGGCCACCCCAACAGGAAGCGAAGAGAAGGCGGAGGAGUCCUCGGAAAAGUCCAGCCCAUCCCCCUGUACCCCUUCGCCAGCCUCCUCUACCUCAGACACUCUGACUACCUCGAAUUGAAAGACGCGCUGCUCCUCAUUCUCCCUCUAAGGCACAAUCUAAGAUUAAAUUUAUUGUGUUUCGAACUUAUCCCCUUGUUUAUUUUCCGACUCUCACGCAAUUGGCGGAGAGAGCAACCCAAACUCUCACCCUGAACCCUUUGAUCUGGAGACAAGUCUCAUUGAUUUGAAUGGAACUCUCUCACAAAUUUAGCAACUUUGAGGCUGAGAUCCUAUAAGGCCUGCAAGCAAGCUCUCUGGAAGCCAACAGGCCUGAGUAGGCAGGCCACAGGACUGCGCUGUUAAAUCAUCCCUAAAUCCCAUGAAAAGGAGCGGGAUGGGACUUUGUGACUAUUUUAAACUCAGUUGAUUUCAAUGGGAGCUGGCUCACGUUGGCUGGGUUGUGGCCCAGGAGUUUAGGACCUCACUCUGAGUAGUUUAUUCAGUAUCAUUCACUAAGCCUGCCUCAGUUCCUCAGGGU
This is a messenger RNA of Podarcis raffonei (Aeolian wall lizard), 1563 nucleotides long. It is a transcript of the gene HOXA1, whose product is annotated as homeobox A1. Gene Ontology annotation, biological process: regulation of transcription by RNA polymerase II. Gene Ontology annotation, molecular function: RNA polymerase II cis-regulatory region sequence-specific DNA binding; DNA-binding transcription factor activity, RNA polymerase II-specific. The transcript has 2 exons. Gene Ontology annotation, cellular component: nucleus. Lineage: Eukaryota; Metazoa; Chordata; Lepidosauria; Squamata; Lacertidae. The record is from RefSeq and is a predicted model, not a curated record. The coding region runs from base 97 to 1104 and encodes 335 amino acids.